Molecule: messenger RNA, 756 nt
Organism: Parastagonospora nodorum SN15
Lineage: Eukaryota; Fungi; Ascomycota; Dothideomycetes; Pleosporales; Phaeosphaeriaceae
Exons: 2
Coding region: 1-756 (251 amino acids)
Source: RefSeq, a predicted model, not a curated record
AUGGCUCGCAAUUGCAAGAAAGUAGCAAAGCCAAAGCUGGUUCCGAAUCCCCUUCACUUUGAACGCAUAGCCCGAGUCUUUGACGCUAUGGAAACACUACACCUAACUCUAGCUACGAGGACGAAACGAAAGCUGUUGGACGAAGUUUCAUUCUUCCUUACCUUACCACAAGAGCUGCGAGAUAUGGUGUACCAUGAGUUGUGGAAAGCGAGACCCCAAAAAUCGGAACAGCCUAGCCGGACCACUCGCUACCAGAAAUUUGACCAUUUCCUCUUCCACGGCCUGGGAAAGCAGCAUACGACGCUCAUCUACCCUAAGCACUACCCUAAUCAUCAGGGGCUCACCAGUAGCCCAAUGCCGGAUCUCAAAAGUCUUCAACUCCACAUCGACUGUUCCGACAUUACGGGCUUCACAAAACGUAAUACUCUGGAUCUGAGCUGUAUCGAUGCUACUGCUAUGAAUCUCGAGCGCUUUCGCAUGACCUUCCCUCUCACGAAGUAUCCUAGGCGUUCCCCUGAACUACGGCAUUUCUACGAAGUGGUGCGACCUAUUGUAGACAAGGAAGUGCUCCGUCUUGUUCGCGCCCUACUUGGAGCAGACCAUCAUCUGGAAAUUGAGGAGAAUCUACCCGCUAUUUUGCUGUCUGCUGAGAACGAAGUGAGUUGGGUGUGUACAAGCAGCGAAUUCUUCAUUACGUGGACGUUCGUAAGGAAGGAGGAGGAGGAGGAGGAGGAGGAGGAGGAGGAGGAGGCAUAA